GCUCACUUCUCCGGCAGGUUUGCCUGGGAGCGUGUGAACAUUCCUCUGCUCGACUUGCAACUCGCCUCCAACCUGCGCCGAUCGGCCAGCAUGCCUCCCCGCCCGUGAAGCGGGGCCGCCGCUGCCCUGCCGCUCCGGCCGCCGCCGCCCCUCCGCGCCGCUCUUAACCCGCCCUCCCUGCCACCUGGCCCUCCUGAUCGACGACACACGCACUUGAAACUUGUUCUCAGGGUGUGUGGAAUCAACUUUCCGGAAGCAACCAGCCCACCAGAGGAGGUCCCGAGAGCGAGAGGAUACGAUGCUGCGGAGGCUGGUUCAGCAGUGGAGCGUCGCGGUGUUCCUGCUGAGCUACUCGGUGCCCUCCUGCGGGCGCUCGGUGGAGGAGCUCGGCCGCCGGCUCAAAAGAGCUGUGUCUGAACAUCAGCUCCUCCAUGACAAGGGAAAGUCCAUCCAAGAUUUACGGCGACGAUUCUUCCUUCACCACCUGAUCGCAGAAAUCCACACAGCUGAAAUCAGAGCUACCUCGGAGGUUUCCCCCAACUCCAAGCCUGCUCCCAACACAAAGAACCACCCUGCCCGAUUUGGGUCUGACGAUGAGGGCAGAUACCUAACUCAGGAAACCAACAAGUUGGAGACGUUCAAAGAGCAGCCCCCGAAGACGCCUGGCAAGAAAAAGAAAGGCAAGCCUGGGAAGCGCAAGGAGCAGGACAAGAAGAAACGGCGGACUCGAUCGGCCUGGCUGAACUCUGGAGUGACUGGGAGUGGGCUGGAAGGGGACCACCUGUCUGGCAUCUCCACGCCAUCGCUGGAGCUCAGUUUACGGAGCCAUUGAAAUUUUCAGCAGAGACCUUCAGAGGACAUAUUGCAGAAUUCUGUAAUAGUGAACACAUGGAGAGUAUUAGAAAUAUUUAUUGUCUGUAAAUAUUGUAAAUGCAUUGGAAUAAAACUCUCUCCCCCAUUGCUCUAUGAAACUGCACAUUCGUCAUUGUGAAUAUAUUUUUUUUUUGCCAAAGCUAAUCCAAUUAUUAUUAUCACAUUUACCAUAAUUUAUUUUGUCAACUGAUGUAUUUAUUUUGUAAAUGUAUCUUGGUGCUGCUGAAUUUCUAUAUUUUUUGUAACAUAAUGCACUUUAGAUAUACAUAUCAAGUAUGUUGAUAAAUGACACAAUAAAGUGUCUCUAUUUUGUGGUUAAUUUUAAUGAAUGCCUAAAUAUAAUUAUCCAAACUGAUUUUCCUCUGUGCAUGUAAAAAUAGCAGUAUUUUAAAAUGGUAAAGAAUGUCUAAUAAAAUAUAAUCUAAAUUACAUCCGCA
Molecule: messenger RNA, 1310 nt
Organism: Diceros bicornis minor
Lineage: Eukaryota; Metazoa; Chordata; Mammalia; Perissodactyla; Rhinocerotidae
Gene: PTHLH
Product: parathyroid hormone like hormone
Exons: 4
Coding region: 299-832 (177 amino acids)
Biological process (GO): regulation of chondrocyte differentiation; osteoblast development; adenylate cyclase-activating G protein-coupled receptor signaling pathway
Cellular component (GO): extracellular region
Molecular function (GO): peptide hormone receptor binding; hormone activity
Source: RefSeq, a predicted model, not a curated record